AUGUUUUUGGCUUAAGGUGAGAAGCCUGGGAACGAGCUGGAGGAGGUGAAGCUUCAGAAUGCCAGCAAGCAGAUUGUUCAGAAUGCCAUCCUGCAAGCCGUGCGACAAGUCUCCCAGGAGAGCCUGCGGAGGGAAGGCAGAGCCGGUGACAGCAGGGUCCGGGGCCAGCUGGGAGGGCGCGAGCUGACCAAGAAACAUGAAAAGAAGUAA
This is a messenger RNA of Grammomys surdaster, 210 nucleotides long. RefSeq names its product A-kinase anchor inhibitor 1 (gene Akain1). The record is from RefSeq and is a predicted model, not a curated record. The transcript has a single exon. Lineage: Eukaryota; Metazoa; Chordata; Mammalia; Rodentia; Muridae.